UAUUCUUGGAAGGUUCUUACACUAUAUGUGAAGUGGCAUAAUAUUAGUAAAAGUGAGAUGCCGAUAAAUUAAAGAUAUAUAUUGCUGACCCUAGAACAAUGGCACAAAAAAAAAAAUUAAGAGGUUAUGAUGGUUAAGGUUGUGUGUCAACUUGGCUGAGCCAUGAUUCUCACUGGUUUGGCAGUUGUGAAUUUGGCCAUUAUGUAAUAAUGUAAUCACCCCCAUGAUGAGAUCUAAUAUAAUGUAAUCACCCCACAAUGAGAUCUAAUAUAAUAUAAUCACUCCCAUGAGGAGAUUUGAUAUAAUGCCAUCACCUCCAUGAUGAGAUCUGCUAUGAGGAGCCAAUCAGUUGAAAGGGGGAUUUUCAUAGGGGUGUGGCCUGCCUCCAGUAUAUAAACGGAUGUUCCAGCAAGGCUCAAUCUUGCUGUGGAUCCUGCAUUUGGUUCCUCACCGUCUGACCUUUGGCUUCUCUUCAACUUUGAGCCAGCCGCCUGCCAUACUGCCUGCCGAUCUUGCCUUUGUUGGCCCCUGCAGUUACAUGAGUCAGAAGCCUCCAGACUGAUGCCUACAAUCCCUUCUUUUUGAAGACACACUCUCCCUGUUGUUGGUUUGUGUUAACUUUGGGGGCAAGAGGAAGGACAGCAGGACUCCCCACAGGUCCAGCAUGCAUGUGGUGCACCCCCAGCAGCUGGGCAUGGUCACUGAGGCCAAGCUGAUGUCUGUGGGAAUGGACACCUUCAUCCACUGCAACGACUCUUUUGAGGUCAUUGACCAGCAGCGCCCUCAAAAGCCUGCCAAGCUCCUUGGCAAGUACCUGCUGGGGGACCUGCUGGGGGAGGGCUCCUAUGGCAAGGUGAAAGAGGUGCUGGACUUGGACACGCUGUGCCGGCGCGCCCUCAAGAUCGUCAAGAAGAAUAAGCUGCGGCGGAUCCCCGACGGGGUCGCCAACGUGGAGAAGGAGAUCCAGCUCUUGCGGCGGCUGCGGCACCGGAACGUCAUCCAGCUAGUGGAUGUGCUGCACAAUGAGAAGCAGAAGACGUAUAUGGUGAUGGAGUACUGCGCGUGCGACCUGCAGGAGAUGCUGGACAGUGUGCCAGAGAAGAGGUUCCCUGUGUGCCAGGCUCACGGGUACUUCUGCCAGCUCAUCGACGGGCUGGAGUACCUGCACAGCCAGGGCAUCGUGCACAAGGACAUCAAGCCCAGCAACUUGCUGCUCACCACAGGCGGCACGCUCAAGAUCUCCGACCUGGGCAUGGCAGAGGCUCUGCACCGGUUUGCCGAGGAUGACACGUGCCAGACCAGACAGGGCUCGCCAGCCUUCCAGCCGCCGGAGAUCUUGAACGGCCUGGACACCUUCUCCGGCUUCAAGGUGGACAUCUGGUCGGCAGGGGUCACGCUUUACAUCAUCACCACGGGCCUGUACCCUUUUGAUGGGGACAACAUCUACCAGCUGUUCCAGAACAUCAGGAAGUGGGACUACACGAUUCCAGGCGACUGUGGCCCGCUGCUGUCCCACCUGCUGAGAAGGAUGCUUGAGUACGAUCCUGCCCGGAGGCUCUCCAUCCAGCAGAUCCGGCAGCACGUCUGGUUUCAGAAGAGGCACCCACCGGCUGAGGGGCUGGUGCCCAUCCCUCCCCGCCCGGACACCGAGGACAGGUGGCGCAGCAUGACAGUAGUGCCCUACCUGGAAGAUCUGCAUGGCUGUGCCAGCGAUGCUGACAAGGAGGGCCUCUUCAACACUGAGGAUGCCAUCAUCUAUACUCAGGACUUCACUAUGCCUGGACAGGUCCUGGAGGUGGAGGCCGGUCAGAACCAGGGCUUGCCCAAGGCCCUGUGCAUGAAUGGCACCGAGGCAGCCCAGCGGAGCCCCAAGUCAAAGGCCAAGCGCCGCGCCAGCUUCUCCUCCAACCCUAUCAGCAGCAAGAUCCGCCGCCUGUCGCCCUACAAGCAGCAGUGAGGUCGCUGCCCCAAGUCUGUCUCCGGGAUCCCAGGCUUGGUGCCAUGUCCCAGCCCCUCCUCAGUCUUCCUACAGAGUCCUGGCUUGCUGCCGGCCUGCGAAGAACACAUCACGCCCUCCAU
Molecule: messenger RNA, 2079 nt
Organism: Loxodonta africana (African savanna elephant)
Lineage: Eukaryota; Metazoa; Chordata; Mammalia; Proboscidea; Elephantidae
Product: serine/threonine-protein kinase STK11-like
Exons: 1
Coding region: 665-1957 (430 amino acids)
Biological process (GO): DNA damage response; positive regulation of vesicle transport along microtubule; protein phosphorylation
Cellular component (GO): nucleus; cytoplasm
Molecular function (GO): protein serine/threonine kinase activity; ATP binding; protein kinase activator activity
Source: RefSeq, a predicted model, not a curated record